AUGAAGAUUUUGCUUUACGGAAUGGCCGAGUCAGGUCUUUCCACAUUAUUCAACCAAUUUAAAUUAUUACCCAACUCUGUACCAUUACUCUCUCAAAACACCACUCAAACAAAUUCCAAUACUUCUUCUAACAAUACAAGUAAUAAUAAUAAUUCUAAUUCCAAUAAUAAUGAAUCAAAUAAUAAUAUUGAUGGUAAUAAUCAUCAUCAAGAACAAAUAACAUCCCUAACUGAAGAUACAACAAUUAAACAACAUGAUGAAAAUAAUAAUAAUACAUUCUCAUCACCCGAAGAAGAUGAAACUCCAUCAUCAUCAUCAGCAAUAACAUUAUCACCAUCAACAGAUACUACCAAACCAGCAGUACCAAGUCAAGCCCUCAAACCAUCACUCAAAAGACCAACCAUCAGUCCUCUCCAAUUUACUCCUCCACCUUCAAACUCUAGAAAAACAAUAACAACAUUAGCAAAUCCAUCAUCCUCUUCAACCACCUCCCCUCAAGAAGUCUUCCAAUCCAACCAUCCAACCCACAUUAAAUUCCUCAAGAGACGUAAACAAGCCUUUAACGAACAUUUUUUGAAAAAUCUCCCUAAUGCCUUCCUUACACAACUCUUAAUAUCUUUCAAGUUGUUGAUUCAUCAUGCGGAGAGGAGGGACUUGUUGUUUAGUAUGGAUGAGAGGCUACAGGAGUUUUUGAUGGAGAGAAUUGUGAGGGAUGCGAGGUUGGAGAGUAAUUAUGUGAAGAAUUCUUCAUCUACCUUGUUGAUUGUUGCUCCUUCUUCAUCAUCAAGUAAUAAUAUUAAUAUUAAUAAUAAUAAUAAUAAUUUAAAUUUAUUGAAUGUGGUUACUUCAUCAUCAUCUUCACAACAACUCUCUUCAUCCUAUUCGGAUGUUGAAACUCUGAUUGUACCUCCAUCAUCAAGUAUUAAUAAUAACAAAUCUACUACAAAUACAACAACUAACAAGAAUUCUAAUACAAAGGCUAUGAUAGCCAAGUUUAAUGGAAAGGAAAUUGUUCCAGAUUCAUCAUCAUCAUCAUCAUUAGCAUCCUCUUCUUCUGCUUCUACUACUAACAAUCAAGCAAAUCAACAAAAUCAUCACCAUAAUAUUAAAUUUGAAUCCAAAUACAAGGGAGUAAGAAAUGAUUUGGAGAAGAUUCUGAAGGAACAACAAAAGGAAUUCAUUGAACCUUUAAAGAAGGAGAAGCUAACCCAUCCAAUUCGUCAGAGAAGUUUGAGCGAGUCCUUGUUAGUGAGUCAAAUUAAAAAGUUAAAGCAAAAGAGAGGAAAGGACACACAUGAGGAGGAAGAUUAUUCACAAUUGUUACCUCCUUCUACUAGUAAGAAUAACAACAAUACUAGUCUUACUUCACUCUUUCAACAACAAGCAACAAGUUCAACAUUAACAAAUAUCAUAGAAGAGGAAGAUAUUGACACUUCGUCAUCAACAGAUGAGAGCAGCAAACAACACUUGCCAGCUCAAUAUUGUGAGCAUUGCCAAAAGAUGGCUCAUGCAAAAUUGAAGGUAAAACCUUCUUCCGAACAACAACAACUCGAUGCUAAACCAAACAAGUAUCAAUACAUGGAUUGGAAAAUUGAAAACACCAAAGCUAUUGUUGAGAGAAUUAAAAAGAUUACAGACAUUAAUCAGUUAUUUGGUGUCAGAUUGAGAAGUGAAUUCUUGAAGGAUUGUUGUGAAUUGUGGGAGAAUCAUAUUGGUUUGCAACAUUGUUUCCACUCGUAUUCAAUCUUUAAAUGUCCAGAUGGUGGUAAUAUAUUCUCAUCCCUUCCAGCAAUCAUGAAAUGGAUUGUGAAAAAGUAUCUUCUCAACAUGCCAACAAAAUGCUUCAAUUUUGAUAAGCAAGCUAUCUCUAGUAUGGAAAUUCAUGCUUCAGAGCUUGGUGAAGAUAUUGCCACCUCGUGUGAAAGUAUUCCUCCUGAGAUGGCCAUCCUUCUCAAUACCAAUUUCAAUGUCGAGUCCAGUAAUACUACAGCAUCUGCAAGGGAUUACAAAUUCAAAUUCGAGGUUCCUACAUCCAAUAACUUUCAAGAGUUGAAAGUUAGUGUAACAAGCUUGAUUCCAUCAUCACCAAACACUUCAUCUUCGAAUACUUCAUCUCCUGUUGGCACUCCUGAUUGGAAUAUUCUUGGUACAUCCUUUACAGUUCCAAACGAUGAUAAUUAUUCCAAAUCUGAUUCAGAGUUGGUCUAUCCAGUCAAUAGUGGAUUGUAUGCUCUCUCCAAGUAUAGAGCCUCAACUGCUAUGAAUAAGGAUGUCAUUUCAGCAAUGAGACCACUCGUAUUGGAAGAGAGAAAAAAGGAAGAGAGGGAAGAAAAGAAGAGUUCAAUGAGUCCACGUAGAUUAUUAAGCUUUUUCAAAUCAACAGAAAGUGCCAACAGUGAACAAGGAGCACCACCAGUUAAACCUGAAAAAAAGACCAAGAGGAUUAAAAGGCAAGAUACCUUUUCAGUAUUCAGCGGAGGAAUCUCACCAAAGGUAUCAUUCUUAAAGAAUGAAUGGAUAAUGUGUUGCUAUGCUUCAAAUAUGGUUGUCUUUGCCGUGAAUUUGUGUGACUAUCUCAAAAGUAUUUUGGUUAAGGUUGAAUACAGUGACAAAUUGAUGGAAAAGAAAAAGAUUAGCUACAGCUUGGAAAAAUUUGAACAGUGCGCGAAUGGAAAGUACUUUUCUGAACUUCCAAUAGUUUUGUGCUUUACCUUUGUUGAUGUUUUUGAACAAGGUCAACACUAUAAUCCACUAACAGAACAACAAAAAUCAGAUAUUGAACAAAUUGUACAACAGCUCAAUCCAGCAUCUUAUGGACAAAAGAAGACAGAAAAUGCUCCUCUUAAUGUUCAUACCAAACUUGAUCAAAAGAGAAAACCUUGGCAUGAUUCUUGUGAAUUUAUCAUUCAACAAUACAUUCACUUGGCAACAGCAGAACAAAGAAGAAAGCAAGUAAGAGAGUCAUUCGUCGUAUUGAAUUGUAUUGACAGUAGAAGAACAGCCCAAGUAUUGGUGAAUGAUAUUUUAUUCAAUGAAGAUCUUCUUGCUAAUGAAUUGGAAACUGAAACAUCUCAAACUGCUACCAAGGGUAAUGAUGGUUCAAAGAGUGACAGAUCUCACUAUAAAAAACCUGUGGAUAAUGGAAAGGCAACUCAACCUGACUAUACCCAAUACUAUUUGAGAAGAUGCAAGACAAGCACUACAGCCAAAGAUCAACCAACCAAAAUAUCCAAGCAACGAAAGAGUAUCAAUAGAAAGGGAGGAGAAAAACUCAAACAAGAAUUGAACAGAAACAAGAGAUUGAGUUGGUCAAACAAUGGCAGUAUCAAAUUGAAAAAACCACAGGAAAAUAUUGUCGUUCUCGAUGAAUACGCCAAUGAAGAUGAAGAAAUUGAGGAAACUCCAAGAAGAAGACGUAAGAACAGCUAUCAAUGUUCUCUUCAAUAA
Molecule: messenger RNA, 3447 nt
Organism: Naegleria gruberi
Lineage: Eukaryota; Heterolobosea; Eutetramitea; Acrasida; Naegleriidae
Exons: 2
Coding region: 1-3447 (1148 amino acids)
Source: RefSeq, a predicted model, not a curated record